Porites lobata is the source of this 979-nucleotide messenger RNA. The record is from the annotation of a GenBank genome assembly. NCBI's taxonomy places the organism in Eukaryota, Metazoa, Cnidaria, Anthozoa, Scleractinia, Poritidae.
CCUGACACUCAGGCUAUUACUGGGAGGACUAAUGAAAGUCAAAUUUCUACCCAUGCAAUUAGCCAAGGUUAUGUGAAAGGAAACUAUGUCGGUGAUCCCAGCGGCACCUUCCAUGUGAGAAUGGGUUAGUUUGAGGGGUGAUUUCUGCCAAUAUUAACUUUCAAAUUUUGUUAUGCCAUUAUCCUAUGCUGUUAUUCAGUUUUCUUAGGAAUUCUUUUAUGCAUUUUCGAAUCCUAUUAUUCCCUUUCGAAUUCUGUUAUUCACUUUUCUGAUUUUACUAUGCCAUUAUGCAUUCUUUAAUUCAGUUUCCAAUUCUGUUAUUCGCUUUUGAAUUCUGUUAUGCAGUUUUCCACUUCUAUAAUUUGAUUGUACAGUCCCCUCAUGUAGUUGUGAAUCCUACUAUUUCCUUUCAAAUUUUGUUGUUCACUUUUCUUAUUCUAUUAGCUUAUGCCAUUAUUAUUCGCUUUCGAAUAUUAUGUUCUUUGUUCUUUCCGGGACUUCGUUUAUUUGGCCGUCGGUGCCCUUUGGACCAGUAACAAAUUGAUAAAACAUGAAAGACUUGGACGUUGACGUUUUACGGAAUCGAUUGCGAGUAUGGGUAAAUACGAUUCUACACCGGCAACUUCAUUCACCAAGUUUUGACUCUGAUAGUCACGAUUCUGUAUUCUACAGCGUCAAUAACCGUUUGGAAUUAUCGUUAGGUCAAUUGAGGCAUAAUGCAAGCUUUAUUCGACUCCUUAUCGAUGACUACUCUAAAAGCGAAAGCCAAAUAAGAGCUCAAAUUACAAAUAAACCAGUUGCUAUAGAGCGCUUCUUUGCAAUAUUUUGUUCUUCGGCUUUCUUUAUUCUCCGAAACAUAACCCUGAGCGAUUACCUGAGUGCUAAUAAUAAUGAUGACAUUCCAUGUGUUGUCUUUGAAUUGGAGUACGUAAUGUCGACUUCAUCCCGAAAGGACGAUCGAAGUAGUAUCUCGCUCUAG